Messenger RNA from Solea solea (common sole), 4223 nucleotides. It is a transcript of the gene basp1, whose product is annotated as brain abundant, membrane attached signal protein 1. NCBI's taxonomy places the organism in Eukaryota, Metazoa, Chordata, Actinopteri, Pleuronectiformes, Soleidae. The record is from RefSeq and is a predicted model, not a curated record. The transcript is spliced from 2 exons. Bases 201 to 845 code for a protein of 214 amino acids.
GCCGCACAGCAGAUACGCGCCGCUAGGAGCGCAAGAAGAACCGCAACAGACGAGGAAGAAGAAGAAGAGAAAAAAAAAAAAAACAUUACAGCAGCCGAUAUUUGGAGCUGCGAGGAGACCAGUACCAGGACCAGAACCAGAACCAGGACCAGGACCAGGACCAGAGGAGCAGCGUCGGCCCCGGAAGCCAGAAAUCCAAAAUGGGAGGCAAGCUGAGCAAAAAGAAGAAGGGGUACAACGUAAAUGACGACAAGGCCAAAGACAAGGAUGUUCAAGCAGAGGGGGCGUCCGCCGAGGAGAGCGAAGCCCCAAAAGACAACAAGGACGAGAGCCAGGCAGCAAGUGAUGCUAAGGAGGUAGCAAACGACACAGCGGCCAAGGAGGCGCCAGCUGGAGACGCCACCACGGCUAAAGACGAGGACAAGAAUGCAGCUCCCGCCACGAAGGAGCCUGAGAAACCUGCCGCCAACGCCGACCCGAAAACGGAGGUGCCAAAGAGCGCUGAGCCCGCCAAGACUGAGGAGAAGGCAGCUGCCCCCGCCCCGGCCAAGGAGCCGGCUCCUGCCACCAAGGAGCCAGAGGCCAAGUCUGCAGCACCCGCCCCGGCGCCUGACAGCAAGGAUGAGGCCAACGCCAAAAAGACUGAGGCCCCCACGGCACCAGCAGCCAAAGCCGAGGCCGCCUCUCCUGACCCCAAGCCUACAGAAGCAGCGGCACCAGCACCGGCAAAGGAGGCCGCAACUGCCGCCGCACCUAGUUCAACACCAGCCGUCGAACCUCCAGCCAAGGAGGUGAACGCCACAGAAGCACCAAGCAAGGAUCAUACCGUAGCAGUUCAAGAUUAAUGGACAGCUUCUUUUCGGAAAUAAGAAAAUAAAAAAGUACCUUACACGAUGAAGAUUUAAAAACAAACGUGAGAAAGAAAUUAGCUAGCCCUCCCAUAUUUCAAUGAUAAUAACAAUAAUAUUAGUAAUUUGAACGAUGAUGAUUUGUUGGAUGAGGACUGGACUGGAGCGACCGCCUGGGGACGUUUCCCACUGCUGCAGAUGAUUAUUGCUAUUAUUAUUGUUAUUGUUUGAUUCUAUUUUUUUCUGCUGUAGUAUUUGAACUUUGAUACGAGUCCGUGUCGGCUUCACCAUUUCACUUCCAUCAUCCCUCCCUCCAUCAUACAGUCCAGAGGUUUCAACCGGCUCCCUCCUGAGACCCUCAGACGUUCUCUUGCAGCCGCUGAUCUGCGGACGUCGCAAAAAAUCUGAAUUUUGUCGAGAAGGAAAAAGGGGAGGGUUGGUUAGAAAAACCACUUCACCAGCUGGACUUGUCCACACCUCAGCUCUCCUCGUCCUCCUCUCCAGGUACCUGUAGAUUCCUGUUGUUGAGUUGGGCUUGUGUUGGUUUACAUUACUUUAAGCCUUAGACUUUUUUUCUGUGUUUUUAUUAAAUUAAUGAGUCCUUUAUCAGUCCUGCGGGGGAACUCCCCAUCCUCUACUAAGAACCUUCCUAGAAUUAGGGGCAGUGGGCAGCACCUAGGGAGCAAUGGAGGUUAGGUUCCUUGCUCAUGGGUACCCCAGCCCCCUUUUUGACCUAGUGGGGACUCGGGUCCAAACCGGCAACCCUCCGGUUACAAGCCAAGAUCCCUUUCUUCUUGGCCACGGGCUGCCAUUCCCCUCCUCAUACCCACUUCUCCUGAAUUUCCAGCUGUUUGCAAGGACUGAGAACGUCCAGGCUUUCUAAGACAUUUUGCCGGUUUUAAAACGAGAAGCUUUACACAAAAACGUUGGUAGACGCGGAUAUAAAAUUGUAGUAGGAUUUUUUCUCAGCAGAUUUUGUACUGAAACCCUGUGUGGUUUUUUUUAAAACAUUUGUAAUAUAAAACCUGCAAAGCCUCGUCCAAAACACGUCUGCAAUGUUCUUAGAAAGAUCCUGAAGGCGGCGUCACAUUUUUAAAAACACAUCCACUGCUGACCCGCGUCAAACCCACUCUACGGAGCCGAUGUAGCCAAGAAUUUGUACCAACUUUCCCACAAAAUGAAGACGGUGACGUUUAUCCGAGAAGAACAGGAGACUGAAGCUUUUCUCCUGAAGAGAGUUGAGCCGUUACGCACUUAACUUAACUUAACUUAACUUAACUUAACACGGAAAUGCUUUUCCCACUCAUUUACUCCACAAACAACAGUAUUCAUUUCAAACGCAAACUUUUAAAGUUUGUCGCGAUCGUAGCAGGAACAAUGGCACAGAGGUCCAAGACUGUGGUCUGUGUUUCUGUGGCAACCAUACGCCCCCGGCUAUGUAAAUUAUGGGAUGGAAAUGCCUUGCACGUGAAAGGGAGCCUCUGGUUUUCAUGCCUCGUUCAUUUUUCUUUGACGUUUCUGGAAUAUGUGCAUCACAUAUGCAGCAGUGGAAGAUAAAGUACUGGAAGGAAUGGAAUGGAAGGAAUUGCUUUUACGUACAUUUUUCCAUUGAACUUUACGCAAACCCCACAGUAACAUUUUAGAUCGUGAGCCAGGAUAAUAGUUUCUUCCAGUUGUUCUCAGAAAUCGUAACUGCCAAGCAACAAUAGAAACUUUGAUUUAGAGUGCCCCCUGUUGAUUUAAUCGUAAACUAGUGAAAUGCUAGUUAGCAAACCUAGCUACAAGAUCGUAGCCAAACAGAUUGACGCAUACGGUGUUUAUUCAGUGGCACAGAUUAUCUCACUAAUUAGUAAACCUAGCGAUAACAUCACAUACGACGAGUACAUUUCUGUUACUAGAGAACGCACUUUAACUCGUGUGUAACGCCUUUUCCCACUCCAGAGUUACAAUUUAAAAAAACUGCAAUGGACUUAGCUAGCUGAGCACUUAGCUAGCAUAGCACUUGGCUGACUUUGAAAACAACAAAAUAUAUAAGCUAAAUAACGUGUCCUGUCACUGAGGGGAUGUAGCCGUCCCAGACAUGAACAUUGUUUUUUAGCACUUUUGUCUUCUUUUGUAUCGUACAUUCAGUGCUGCCCCUACUGGUGCCUACACUGUUGUUGCACACAAAAGGACUCAUAUAGUGUUUAGCCAGUUAGCAAACCUAGCUCUAACAAUUGUAUUCAACUUGCGAAGUUGAAACUCGACGGAACUGAACUCAGGUGUAACAUCGUUCUCGCUCCCCUGAUUAAAGGUGAAAACCACGGAAACUGGAAUGCACUUAGCUAGCUUAGGAUUUCAUUAGCUGAAGUGUAGCGUUCAGGUGCUUGUGUAAAAUAGCGUGUCCUUGCGCUGAAUGAGACGCAGGAAACAUGGACAGAGGAUCCGUUUUUAUUUAUCAAAGCGUCUUGUCGACGCUAACUAAACUAACUUGACCGAAUCGCCAAAAAGUGAACGUUCAAUCCAAAAUGGCGGCAGUCCUGUUGGGUUUGGAUCAUGGUCAUAAUGGAUUUUUUUUCUUCAUCCCAGCCUUCUACGCAUGUGUACAGAUUUUCGUGCAUGUACGAUAAACCUGCUGCUCUAGCCAAAUUUUUCUUGGGGGCGGCACAGUUUUUUGCCCCUCCCACAUCCAAUUUUCGAUGCACAUUCACUGAACUACUUUCAGAUGUAAAUUUUCACCAUGUGGUCUCUGAUGCGGUCGCAAAAAAAGUGAGUUUUGGGGCACGGGAAAGCCCUCAAAAACACGGGAAAAAUAUGAAUAAUAACUUAAAAAAUAUAAACACCUGAGCCAGAAAAAAAGGUUAAUUGCAGUAAAAGUUACAAGGAAUACAGAAUCGUUUCAUCGACGUACUUUUAAUCACCUCCACUUUUGCAUAUAUGAAACUGUGCUCAUGUGUACAUUUCCUCAUCCUUUGAGUUUCGGUCAUGUGACACGCGACACUUUUUUUUCCUCGCAACACUUUUUUUCAAACUGUAGCAGAAACGAACAAACAAACGAGUGGAGGAAGCGUUUUUUUUAGCAUUCCCCGCCUGUUUCUCCUCCUCUCUAUGACUCGGUGAACUCAUUUGCAUGUCUGUGAUCAGGUGAAUCUGUCGUCCUGUUUUUUUUUUUUUUUGGUCAAGUGGGAAAAAAAAGCAAACAAACAAAGAAAAAAAUUCUCAAUCUGUAUCCAUGGCAACUAGGAUGGAUUGAUCUGUUCAUCCCAUCAUGUCUCACUGCCACACGUUCAUUCAAAAGUGACAAAAAUAAACGUGAAAAUUGAUGCAUUGAAAAUUCUCUGUACUCUGUAAAAAUAAACGGUGCAACAGUAAUAAAAUUUAAGAAAUUGACUGAAA